Molecule: messenger RNA, 1782 nt
Organism: Suillus paluster
Lineage: Eukaryota; Fungi; Basidiomycota; Agaricomycetes; Boletales; Suillaceae
Exons: 6
Coding region: 1-1782 (593 amino acids)
Source: RefSeq, a predicted model, not a curated record
AUGGAUACUACCCUCUGUCCGUACAGCUCUGAUCAAUUGAAAGCAUCUACAGCGACUCAUCAGACUUCCACCUGGCCAUCUUCAGCCACGAAUGAGCCUCAGGCUUUGCUUCUCCCACCUGCUCAGACAGUGGAUGCGCAAUCUUUCCCUCCUGGACCAGGAACUGAAGAUAUCUAUUCAUGGGAGGCAAAUAUCGAUAAUCGCAGCAACUCUACUCCAUUCUUCCCCCUCGACCCCAAUUUCUUGUCCAUGGAUUGGAGCAACCCUUCUCUAUUCAUGUUCCCACCUACAAGUGACACUCCCUCCUUUCCAGCGCCCUCGCUUCCAGCGUUCAUGUUCCCACCUACAAGUGACACUCCCUCCUUUCCAGCACCCUCGCUUCCAGCAUUCACGUUCCCACCUACAAGUGACACUCCCUCCCUUCCAGCACACAAUUCCAUCAAUUCAACAUGGAACGACCCUUCUCCAUUCAUGUUUGCACCUGCAGAUGGCCCUCCCUCCCUUCCAGCACAUGAUUCAGCAGCUCUACCUUCAGAUUGUGAUACCUCCCACUCGCAAGUCACCUCUCCUGACGAGGCCCAGGAAGGCAUUCAAAACAUGGACCUGCAGCUCCAUAAGCGAGGUGAUGACUCGACUUGGGCUGCGCGCAACCCCGGUCAUCCAGUUAUCCCUACCCGUCUCAAGGGUGCACCUUUGACACAGGCAGAAAAAUGCCCUCAAGGCAGCCCAACGGAAAAAAAUUUCCUUGACAACCAGGACAAAAAAAUGAAGGAUAUUGGUGCAUUGCACAGCGUUACUGAGGCCCACGUCAAGAAACUGAUCACCUACCACACACACUACAAGAAGUCCCGCGGACCUCAACUCUUCAAUGCACUGGUUCAUGCUAAGAACCAGGAGGUCAAUGGAGCUCGUCUGGUCAGAAGCAAGUUGAAGAUACAGGAGAUUCGCCAGAUGGUGACAUCUGAUCCAUCCAUGCAGAAAGAGAAUUUGACCGACGGAGAGAUCAAAGAAUAUAUAGCUCAGCUCCAGGAGCAUCAGUCGCUCAAAACCGGUGGUUUGCACAGCAAUAACAUAGCUGCAGCACGAGAUGUUAAUGCUACUACUGACAGAAUUCGACGAGAGCUUGAUGGGUUAUGCGAGCGAUGUGGCACCUACACCACAUUCUUUAUUGCAGGAGGGCACGUAAACGAUCAGACACCAGCAACAUGGUAUGCGACGGAUGAUGCUGCAGACUUUUGGGAAGAUGUCUUGGACCUCAUGUUGAAUGAUGUUGCGCGCAAGUUUGAACAAUGGGCAUGUAGCCAGGGCAAAAGCCAAAUGAUGGGCAAGGACAACAUUGGCAUGAAUUACCCAAACUACAUCAAAUCAAUUGUCCUAUCCUACAGUAUAGUCCUCAAUGGCUGGCCUGCAACUAUUCCUUUCACAUCGCCCUGGAAUAUCCAUACUGUCUGCGAAAUACGGGAGUUGUGUGAUGCUCUUAAGGCUGGGACUUGCGCUUGGAAGAGAUUGACAAAGACCGAGCUCGAAAAGUAUAAGGAGGAUCUUGAGCGACGUCGAGCAGCAGGAGAAACGGUUGGCAAACCUCGCAAGAAGAGCUCCAACUCGGGGACAUCUCACAAAUGCAAGAACACGCAGCGAGAGGACACUGAAGGUGAGCGUCCUGCGAAGAAGUUGAGGAGGUCCAACAAGACAGGAAAGGUGUCAUGUCCGGAACCAAAGAGUCGCAAGAUUAUCGAGAGCAGCGAUGAAGAGGCUUCCGUCAAUGGAGAAGACCUGGAUUAG